UAGGAUGAGGCACGCAGCACGCGCUUGCGGGUGUCCUCAACCCACUCAGCUGAGGGGCGGGGCGCUGUCCUUCUUCCUGAUGCAGAGACCCUAAGCUCCGGGAAUUUCCCCAGCCCGGGGGUUCGGUUCGGGCUUUUCCAGCCACCGUGCAUAAAAAGGGCUCGCGGGGCUCCAAAACCUCAGAUCGCACCACUGAGUCUCCAGGCAGCUCCUGCACUCCAGACUCCAACCACACUCCUUUCUCAGCGCCAUGGCCCCAGCCACCCGUCCACUCCUCCUCUGCGCCACUCUGAUGCUGCUGCUGCUCCUGGCCACCAGCCGCCAGGCUACAGGAGCGGUUUUGGCCACUGAGCUGCGCUGUCAGUGCCCCAGGACCAUAUCAAGGAUCGAUUUCAAGACCAUUCAGAGCUUGAAGGUGACGCCCCCAGGACCCCACUGCACCCAGACGGAAGUCAUAGCCACUCUCAAGGAUGGUCAGGAAGUUUGCCUCGACCCUGAAGCCCCCUUGGUUCGGAAGAUCAUCCAAAAGAUACUGAACAAAGGCAAGGCCAACUGACCUGGGGAGAAUCGGAAGAGCGUUGUGUA
This is a messenger RNA of Peromyscus maniculatus bairdii (prairie deer mouse), 585 nucleotides long. The record is from RefSeq and is a predicted model, not a curated record. NCBI's taxonomy places the organism in Eukaryota, Metazoa, Chordata, Mammalia, Rodentia, Cricetidae.